Symbiodinium natans is the source of this 984-nucleotide messenger RNA. The record is from the annotation of a GenBank genome assembly. NCBI's taxonomy places the organism in Eukaryota, Dinophyceae, Suessiales, Symbiodiniaceae.
AUGACGUGGGAAGCGCUGAAGCGGGUCUACACCAGCGCAUUCGGGAUUCCACGUGCAAGCCACUUGGCAAUUCAGCUGUUGCCUCGGCUGAAGAGCUGUUGUGGCAACUCAGAGAACGCUGGAGUGAUCCACUUCAUCGCAGCCACGCGACCGAACGAGACGGAACCCUAUAUGAUGAAGGUCGGGAAGUCCUCGCUGCACCUCCGAGAGAACAGCCCCCGAGCGCUUGCUUGCUUGGAGUCCGCACUGCGCAGGUACAAGCGCUGCACCGUGGAGGCGGCGUCCAGCUGGCAGACCCUGAAGGUGUUCCUGUUCACACACGAGGCCCAUGCUUGGGAAUUCGAAUCCGGAUUCCACAGCAUCGCUUACCAGACCUAUCCAGGCUCCCUUCUCUACAAUCCAGACAUCUGGACCGAAGUCCGCGAGCGCAACAAACGGCUGUCCCGCUCGAACUGGGAAGUUUACCAUGGCGCGAACAUCCCCGAGCUCCUCGCCCUAGCGGACCGCUUGUUCCGGCUCCCCCGCUCUGAGUUCUUACCUCUCCGUGCGGAGGCUUGGCAGCUCUGGAGCGCCCAGCACGCCGACUUCUUCUUCCCGCCCCAGCCACGGCCAGCCCUGUGCUGUGACGUCGACAAAGUGGAGGAGUACGCGUUCAUGGUCUGCCGCACUUGGCAAGAGUGGUGUGAGCGUGGCUUGUCGGUGCUGAAAGGACAGAACCCCGAGUACCCCCUGCACACGUUCUUCCGGAAAUGCCGCGGCAGGCUGUGGAAGCCUGCUGGCGCCAAGUCCAGCCACAUCGAGCCUGCCCGCUUCCAGACCCAGUUCCUUAUCCGCUUUGACGCUCUGCACCCUGACCUGGCGGCUAAGCUGCGUGACCAGCUGAAGAUGCCGCUUGCAGUCACGGAGCCUGUCAUGCUGCGCCGCUCGGCAGCCAAUGUCUGGUUGCUGAGCUCUUUUCAGCUCGGCGCGCAUCUUUUCCUGUAA